AUGGAGAUUCGGGUGUUCUCAGAACUUGUGAAUAAGAGCAAGGUACCUGAGGAGUGUGUUAGAAAGCCUGCAGUAGAAAAAGGGAAUAUGAGGAUGCCAUUCCAGAGGACCACAGGGAGGAAUUUUGCACCUAGGGGCGGACAGUUUAAGCGUGGUGGCUUUGUCCCUCAGAAUAACCAGGGACAAGGCAACUUCAGGAGGCCUAAUACCAAUGUUAAUCAGGGAAAAAGACAAGGGAAGCAGCCACAACAGGAUUUGAGUUGCCACAGCUGCCCAGAGAAGAAGAGGUAUGAGACAGGCAGAGUGCAGCAACCAAGGAGAGUAUACACUACUUCUUCGGUAGGCGCUGAGGGGUUAGAGACGCUGAUUAGAGGUAACUGUGAGAUGGCUGGUAAAACUUUGAAUGCUUUGUUUGAUUCCGGAGCUACACAUUCAUUUAUUGAAUUUGAGAAGGCUGAUGAGUUAGGAUUGAGAAUAGUAGUCCUGGGGUAUGAUUUAAAGGUGUAUCAUGCCACCCACGAGGCUAUGGUGACUAGGUUAGGGUGCCCUCAAGUUUCUUUUCAAAUACAACAGCGUACUUCGUGCAUAACUUGA
Messenger RNA from Arachis ipaensis, 594 nucleotides. The record is from RefSeq and is a predicted model, not a curated record. Lineage: Eukaryota; Viridiplantae; Streptophyta; Magnoliopsida; Fabales; Fabaceae.